Paecilomyces variotii is the source of this 2077-nucleotide messenger RNA. RefSeq lists its product as hypothetical. Gene Ontology annotation, biological process: SCF-dependent proteasomal ubiquitin-dependent protein catabolic process. The transcript has 7 exons. The record is from RefSeq and is a predicted model, not a curated record. Gene Ontology annotation, cellular component: SCF ubiquitin ligase complex. Lineage: Eukaryota; Fungi; Ascomycota; Eurotiomycetes; Eurotiales; Thermoascaceae. Bases 226 to 1914 code for a protein of 562 amino acids.
CACAGACUAACCUGGAGUACUUCUCGACCUUUCAAGCACAGCGGAGGUUCCAGAUGCCAACUCGUGGCUUGCUUAUCUAAUCUCCGCUGCACGCGUCGGGCGCGUCCAGACCUCAUCCCAGGAGCGAGCAGCAACCUCCUUGUGGAAUCAUGUUUUGGAUAAUCUGCUGAUUAUCGGGACUGCUGCCUGCAAAUUUGUGUUUCAUUUCUUGAGAACGUGGCGAGAAUGGCGGUGGUGUUACCCAGUGAUGUUUGGUAUAUCAUCUUGGGCUUCUUAAAGGCCGAGAGAGACUAUAAUACCAUAUUCCAAUGCGCCGUAUCAUCUCACAUCUUGACAGAGCCAGCGAUUACUGUUCUAUAUCAAUUGUAUGACACCUCGCCGGUCACAGGCGGCGGACCAGAAGACGAACAAUUUAAAUCGAGAAGGACGGCAGUCUCUUUAGCAAGCGCCAGAAGCGAACAGGAUGCUGUUGUCAGAAAAUGGGCCCUUAUGUGGCGCUCGAUUAUCUUGUCGACUUUCGACAAAACAUACUUGCCCUACUACAGUUACAUCCGUGAGCUGGAUCUCACGGACCUAACGAACUUAAUCAGCGAUUCCAGAUUCACUGGGAAGAUCAGAGAUGAGUUUUUCUCUGGGGAGCUCGGAGACUACGCCUUCCGAGACCAGGCAGAGUACGAGUUAAAGGGAAAUAAGCGUCUGCGUUCUUCCAAGUCAUCUAUCGACACAGCAGCUAUUGGGGAAAGACUGGGUGCAGCUAUUGUCAAAAAAGCAACAGCAGUCAGGGAAUUGUCAGGAAACGUUUCACCUUCGUCGCUUUCUGAAUGGGUUCGGGGAUUGGCCCAAUUGCAAGCGCUGUCACUAUGGUCAGGGAACGCUUUAAGUCAGCAGGCUGAAGUCGAGAUCAAGGCUCAUUGUCCAGAGUUCAGGAAAUUAACCUUGUUCAGAUGGAUGGAUUCUCCGACGGAUAAGGCAGAGUUGACAUGCGAACGCUUUCUGAAUGGGCUCCGACCACAUAGCCUAGAAUAUUUCGAAGUAAUCAGUCUGUCUCAACUGGGCCCGCGCUCGAUCAAGGCAUUCGGUAGCCAUUUGGAUUCACUCACGGAGCUCAAGUUGACAAGCCUACAAAUUGACGCGAUUGCGGAACUUCCUUCCCUCACAUCGCCUCCGGCGCUGAGAGUUUUAGCUCUAACAGACUCUGCCCCGGCAUUAAGGGACGAAAAGUUUUAUUCAAUUGUGAGAGAUGUCGCGGAAUGGAUGUGCUCCUGCAAAAAUCUAAGGCUGCUAGCACUUCGAAGAUUUCUUGAUGACCCGGCCCUCUUAUCGCAGGCGCUCAGCGAUGAUAGGUUGCGGUUGACAAAACUCUCAGUGGAAGGAUACACGAUGCAAACAAGCCGUGCGUUCCACGAGGCUUUGGCUUCUCAGACUUCCUUGCAGAGCCUGUACCUUCAAGGUGAUUCUUCCGAGUUUCCUGAUGAUCAGGCGAUCCUUGUCCAAGCUCUGGGACAACUCAGCAACCUCCGCGAGCUCGAAUUAAAAGAUAUCUCGGAGAAUUUCACCCCAGAUCACGUAAUAACGCUCACACCAUACCUUCCCCAACUGGAACGUCUCUGGAUAAGUGGACACGACUUCGAUGACGAAGUGUGGAAUGCAUUCUUAGCCCUGCCUAAGCUACGCGUCUUAAUUAUUCAUGCUCUAAGUGACUUUACGGCUGAAGGCAUCCUGGACUUUAUAUCGCAGUUGGGACCCGGCAAUAGAGGUCUGCACUUGUCGAUACUAAACGCACUGUCAGAUGCCAAUAUCACAGAGGAAGCACAAACAGUAAUAGGCGAGACAUUAGCACAGAAUUUGGGUGGGACUUUUGAUUUUGGCCUUGCCCAAGAGGAGUACACGGACUCCGAGUCGGAAGAAGAUUAAUGCUUUUGUCUACAGAACUUGGGGUUUCACCUACCACCUAGACAGCUAGGUACAAUCUUAGUCUAGUCUGUGUCCAUCAGCAUACCUAGAAAUUCUGUGUUAUCUUGAGUCGUGUAAUCUGUCAGAAUACAAACUCGGUGUCGAGUAGAUUGGACUAAACGGG